Anopheles aquasalis is the source of this 2102-nucleotide messenger RNA. RefSeq lists its product as uncharacterized. The record is from RefSeq and is a predicted model, not a curated record. Lineage: Eukaryota; Metazoa; Arthropoda; Insecta; Diptera; Culicidae.
AUAAAAACGGCGCCAUCAACCCAAAAUCUCGUGCGUGGGAGCGACCGAUUCCAACUCGUGCCAUUAUGGAUUCCUCUGUUUCUGGUAUUAAUUACGUGAACUAUAACCCAAAUCGGUGCAACGUUUGCUUUGCGAGCAAUAUUUCCAAACCGGUAACCGGUAAAUCCAUUCUCUGCGCCUGCCACCUGGUCCAGUACUGCAGCAAGAAGCACCAACAGGUAGAUUUGGCCACACAUUCCAGCUUCUGCAAGGUAGUGCAGAGUAUUACCAGCCGAUCCGGGGUCGAUCACAUUCUGGCCGUCGUGCCGGCACAUAUGCAUGAACCGUUUGUUGGCGAGCCGGCGAAUUGGUCUGCACUGGACAAAACCAUCCGAUGCACGUUGAGCAUCCUGGCACACACGAUCGAUAGACCGUUAUACCGUCAUGAAAUUCACAUGCUGCAGAAUCCCAUAGUGUGUCGCGUUUGUCUCGAGUAUCAUCGUGAUCUGUUGAGGUAUUGCGAAGGAUGUCACCAGGUGGCUUACUGUAGUGAGAAACAUCAGCUGCAGGAUAAGGAACAACAUGCAAAGUGGUGCCGAGCGUACCAUAUCGCUUUUAUCAUAGAUAACAAGCCACCUGCAAUCGCCGAUGCUGGUGAUACUGUUAUUCCGUGCCUGGACGAAGCCGAUCUCAAGACAUUUCCGUCGGACUGCUACGAAUUGGCGAGCAAGGCAUUGCAGCGUAAGAUCAUAAAUCCCACCGCCAACGACGAUCACUUGCUGGAACCACAAGAGCAGCUAGAAAAUGUUAAACUCGCAGAAGUGUACAGCUAUAUUGGAACCAUACUGUACGCUUUACACAGUACCAACGUGAUCGAUGAGAUCCGGGACACGCUAAAUAUCUUCGUCGUAGGCGCGAGAGCGGAGAUAUUUUACUUUCACGAGCAAACUUGCGCCUUGUUUUUCUCCUACGGCCCGAAGCUGCGCACGGUAAAGUUGUUUUUCAUAGGCCCCGAACUUCCGGAAACGGGGAACGAGCCGUGCACGCUGGACUACGGUGAUGGUCGAUUGGUGGAGCUAAUCUACUACAAGAAGCUUUAUCACGAGCUGCCGGGUAAAUUGGUGCUUCCCAAUCCUGACCUGGUCGCAGCGUUUAACUGUGGAUUUAACGAGAAUUUCGGAACACCGGUCGAUACGUGGUCUAAAACGCUUCGCUUUCUCCUCCACAACUACCAUAUGCCACUGGUGUUCACGUCCUACACGUAUAACGAAGCUAUCGAAGACGUAGCGAUACUGGUGCAUGCCGCUCGGAAGAAUUCGGGCCAAAAUGUCCGCUUCGUGAUGCGAGCCCUCAGCAAUCCGCUGCGUGGGGGUGUGCCGGUCAGAAACCCGGACAUUUCCGACCGGAACCAGGAGAUAUUUUACAACAACGGGUACCUGACGGUUGCCAAACUGGGUUUACCCUAAUGCAGAACCGUAUCAAUGUACAACAAUGUAUUCUCGAAGGCCAUCACUUUAAAGCAUUUAGCACGAGCAUGGUUGUGCUCUUUUGAUAUAACUUUAGGGAAGAAAAGAAUUUUAUCGGUUAAUUUAACACUGGUUUUUGAUGGAUUUACCGCUCUGAUGCAAAUAGCGAAAACGAGCAAAAAACUAGGUAUACAAGAACAUUCCCAAAAAAAGAAUUUUUACAAACAUCACAAUCAUCCCUCCAAUUGAAAACGUUAAUCUAUUUGAGUUUUCCUGGUAGAGUUCAAAGUUUAUUUUUGUGAUAGUAAUUAUGAAAUAGUGAAGUGAAUGAAAUACCGCUCUAGCGGAACCUUACGAUGGCAGAAUCGAAAUCCAUUAGCUUUAAGUUUGCAUUUACAUCACGUACGAAACGUACCUCUACAUUUUUUUUUAAAUUUUACGUAAUUGAAAUCAUAAUUUCUACCUACAAACUUAGCAUAGAUUUCAGUUUGAAUUUCAUUACCUUAAGGUGCAAAACGAACAUCGCGUUCAUGCCAUGCGUUACAUUUAACAUCACUGUCAGUACCUUUGUAUCGAACUUUUUACAAUAAAAUAUUACGCCACAUUCACAACAACUUAUAUUGAACCACUUAAAACAUGACGUCAGAAACCUUUACU